AUGGCAGCGAUCAAUGGAUCUGACGAUUGCCAGUCUUACUCGAAAACUAAGAUUGCAUGUGAUGCUUGCUUGGUCGACAAACUUUCACAUACAGCCGAGGGAUAUUGUCUCGAGUGUAACGAAUAUCUGUGCAAGUCCUGUAUUGAUGCGCAUCGACGAGUUCGGGUUUCAAGAAAGCAUCAUAUCAAACAUGGAAAUGAAAUACCGCGAAACAAACCCAAAGAAAGUCUACAAUCCGUUGCUAGUAAAUGCAACUUGCAUGCUGACAAGCAAAUCACGGCCAUUUGUAUAUCACACAAUCAACUCUGCUGUGAUCAGUGUGUGGUUCUGGGGCACAAAGUUUGCGCUGAUGUUAACUCUCUAAGCGAUGCUUCAAAAGAUUUCAUUGGUAGCGAAGAUUUAAAAACGACCACCGAUAAAUUGAAGAAUCUUCAAAUUGCCUACACUGAGAAAAUGAAAUUAGCUAAAAAAAAUUUAAAUGAAGUUGACGUUUAUUACAAAAAGGCGAUCGAGGAGUUUAAAGCAGAAGUUGACAAAAUAAAACAGGCAGAUACCAACAAGCUGAAUGCUAUAAUCAACACUUAUGACCAUGUUAUCAGUCAAUUCACAUCUUGGAUACACGAUAUCGAUGUACACAAGAACGCUGAGGAGAUUGAGGAACUGUUUUGUCUGGUAUGGAGAACACAACAUGAGCUUGACAACAUCGAGAACAAUGUUCGCAAAUUAUGCACCGAUGACAGUAUUGUAAGUUAUGAGUUUCAAUCGGACAUAUCUCCGCUUGGUCGUCUUAUAAAAACUACACACCUCAUCAAAACGGUAAAUAUAAAACAUGCAAGUGAUGCAUCAACGUGUAGUAUUGCAGAUAUAGGGAUGUUGAAAGAAAACCUGAUGCUAGUCACAGACUAUGGCAACUCAAGCCUGAAGAUAUUUAAUUCCGAUACAGAUGUCCUUGUUUCAUUCGCCAAACUACCAUCAAACCCAUGGCAAAUGUCAGUUACAGAGGAAGGUGAGGUAUACGUAGCACUUUAUAGCCAACUCAAAAUACUCCACCUGAAGUCUCCCGCAACAGACAUCACCAAGUACCGGGAGAUAAACGUAGACGGUGAAUGUUACGCCGUAGAAUGUUUCAACAAAACCCUGAAAGUCCAGUGUUUCAAUCCUGCCAAAACAAUAGAAGUGGACGGAGAUGGAAAGCUCGUUAGAGUGAUCAACAACGACUUAAGUAAGGAAACUACCGAAAAUGGAGAACAAUUUGUUUCAUCUCCACUCUGGUCAACACAAGAUCCAGCAACUGGUUCGAUGUACGUAUCAUGUCAUAUCAGACAUUCGAUAACAGAAAUAAAAAGUGACGGCAAUGUUAAGUUACUUGUGAAGUCAGACAAGCUGAAUAAUCCAUAUGGGUUAUGUAUGGACAGUGAUGGUUCAAUCCUCGUAUGUAGCUACAGUAGCAAGGAUGUGUUUAGGGUGAAGAGGAAUGGAGACAUCCAGAGUGUUUUACCACAACCUCUGGACUUUAACCCUAAGGCAGUGGCUCUUGAUAAACGAACAAAUAAGUUGUAUGUAUUAGGAUAUUCGGAUAAACUGUAUGUUUUUCAGAUUUAA
This is a messenger RNA of Mya arenaria, 1602 nucleotides long. RefSeq lists its product as uncharacterized. NCBI's taxonomy places the organism in Eukaryota, Metazoa, Mollusca, Bivalvia, Myida, Myidae. The transcript has a single exon. Gene Ontology annotation, molecular function: zinc ion binding. The record is from RefSeq and is a predicted model, not a curated record. Bases 1 to 1602 code for a protein of 533 amino acids.